Molecule: messenger RNA, 1734 nt
Organism: Neohortaea acidophila
Lineage: Eukaryota; Fungi; Ascomycota; Dothideomycetes; Mycosphaerellales; Teratosphaeriaceae
Exons: 3
Coding region: 1-1734 (577 amino acids)
Cellular component (GO): SBF transcription complex; MBF transcription complex
Molecular function (GO): DNA binding; transcription regulator activity
Source: RefSeq, a predicted model, not a curated record
AUGCUCAAAAUCCCUUCUCUGCUCAACCCCGACCUCUCCAAGGCUCCCAAGGCAGGCAAAAGGACGACAAACGGCGACGGUGCGCUGUUGACGUCAGCCCCUGCAUCCGCGUCAACCACUGUUUCGAGUCACAACAACCCCUUCUUCAACCCCUUCUCAGCUCACCCACCAACACACACAUCCACUCACACCACUUUCGCAAUGGAUACCGCCAUGGACACAGCUGACGACUACCUGCCCUACGAGCUCAACGAGAACCUCACCGGCAUGAAUGCUCAGCAGCGCCAGGAGCUCGCACGUCAACACAAGCACUUCCAAGUUCUGCCUCCCACUGGCAAAGCAGGCGACAGGAUUGCCGACACCACGAGUCACGUCCCCUACACCAGUGAUAAGAGGGAGCUCUACGCAAAGACGGGAAAGAAUGCGCUCGACUUCUACAAGUACAGCUUCCGCGUCCCCGGCGACCCCGAGAACAAGCAGUACGAAGUGAUGUGGGACUACGAAAUCGGCUACGUGCGCGUCACGCCCUUCUUCAAAGCCUUGCAUAAAGGCAAGACAGUCCCCGGGAGAUCCAUCAGCGCCAACCCCGGUCUCGAGAAACUCGCCGUCUCCGUCACAGGCGGCUCGCUCAAGGCCCAAGGCUACUGGAUGCCGUACGAAUGCGCAAAGGAGAUCUGCCUGACCUUUUGUUACAAGAUCCGCUGGGUGCUUACUCCUGUCUUCGGGCCUGACUUUGUCCGCAACUGCUUGAAAGAAGAUCAUCCCGGCUUCGAAAAGUUCAAAAUCAAUCGUGCGACGGUGCGCAACGCGCUGGAAGCGCUGGAGCGCCGAAAGAAGGCUGCAGAAGUGGCUUCGACUCAAGAUACCAGCGGCAGUGACGACAAUGGCCUCAACAACGCGUCUGUCAAGCAAGCUGCAUCAUCAAAGGGCAUCGGCAAGACGCUCCCGCCACGCAACGCGCGCCCCAAGUUCAAGACCACCUCAGUCUUCACUACGGACACCUCAGACUCCUCCCGCGCCACCUCCGCCCUCGCGUCCCCAGCUAUCUCGCCCAAGACGACAUACAGCAGCCCAAGCUUCACAGCCAUCAACAACCCUGCACAACACAAGACGGCCGUCGCCUCAUCGCUGGAGAACUCGCUGCUCGCCGCCCCCUGGCGUCCGGCGGCUCCCAAGGACGAGCUGGAGCUCUACCUCGCCUCCAAGCAAGACCAAAAGAAGGGCAAAGAAGCCGAAGUAAAGGCAGAGAGCAAGCCAGCCCGCAGCCGCCGCACAAACAAGAAGAAGCGCCGCCACUCCGCCGCCCCAGCCGCGCCCGCCACUCGCUCUCCCUCCCCCUCCUCCACCACCAGCGACGCCAACGCGCCCAGCGAAGCCGACUCGGCGGAUCUCAUCAUCCGCCCAGCAAACAAGGGCUACGCAGCCAAGCGCGCCCGGCUCGCGGCUCCCAACCUCACGGGCGGGAUGCGCGUGACGGGCGCAGGCCGCGCGCCAGCUAGCUACCGCAACUCGCCUUCGGAGGCGCUGGCGCGGAAGAAGCGCGUGCUGGCGGACGCUGGGGGGGAUCGGACUGGGACGGCGCAGUAUGCGCUUGAGGAGGUGGAGGUUGCGCGGUUGUUGAUUGGGAUGAAUAGGAUGGAGGAGACGAGGACGGCGGGGGUGCUGUCUCUCCGUCGGAUGGUUCGGGAGAGGGCUGCGGCCCGGGAGGAUGAGGAGAUGGAGGAGAUGGAGUGA